This is a messenger RNA of Penicillium cosmopolitanum, 1233 nucleotides long. RefSeq lists its product as uncharacterized. The record is from RefSeq and is a predicted model, not a curated record. The transcript has a single exon. Gene Ontology annotation, cellular component: cytoplasm; plasma membrane. The coding region runs from base 1 to 1233 and encodes 410 amino acids. Gene Ontology annotation, molecular function: fatty acid synthase activity. NCBI's taxonomy places the organism in Eukaryota, Fungi, Ascomycota, Eurotiomycetes, Eurotiales, Aspergillaceae. Gene Ontology annotation, biological process: DIM/DIP cell wall layer assembly; fatty acid biosynthetic process.
AUGGAACAAGCCGCUAGAGAUCUUGCUUCUCAUCUGCGACAGCAGCAGCCCGAUCUAGAGGAUAUUGCGUACACGCUCAAUAUGCGCCGAACCAUCCAUAACAAAAUCUCGCUCAUCCCAGCAGUCGGGCUUGAGAACUUGUGCUCCAGACUUGACCAGCUGGCCUCCCACCAGGCAACCAAGGAAAUUUUGACACUCCAGUGGCGAUCGGGCAGUUCCCCUAAAACGGCCUUCCUGUUUUCUGGUCAAGGUGGCCAAUGGCUCGGAAUGGGGAUGGCCCUUGCAGAACAAGAACCUGUGUUCCGAGAGUCCCUAGCUGCCUUUGAUGAUAUUUUCAUCGCACAAGGAGGAUUUUCGAUCCGUGCAGAGAUUUCACCUCGCGGUGAUGACCCGGCACGGCUCAACAAUACCACUAUAGUUCAGCCAGCCAUUGCAGCCAUUCAGAUUGCCUUGGCGAGAAUGCUGAUUUCGUAUGGCGUUGCACCAGAUGCCAUCGUGGGCCACUCCAUUGGCGAAGUGGCAGCUGCCCAUAUCGCCGGUGCACUGAGUCUCGAGGAAGCCGUCAAAGUGAUUUAUUUUCGGUCACAGAUCCAGAGCCAAGCAGCAGGCGUCGGGGCUAUGUUAGCCACUGGUAUCUCCUCUAAGGAAGCGGAGCAAAUGAUUCAACGACGCCAGAUGGGGGGUAUUGUGGAAAUUGCAGCUUUUAAUGGCCCUAAUAUGACAACACUCACUGGAAGUACAACGGAACUGGAGCAACUUGCCAGCGAGCUCGAGGCUCGUGGUGCUUUUGCUCGAUUCGUCAAGGUGGAUGUACCCUAUCACAGCCGCUUCAUGGAUCCCCUUGAAAAUGACCUCAUCGCAGCCCUAUCGUCGGUUCAAGGAAAACAGACCGAUGUCAUCCUUUACUCCACUGUCACCACGUUGAUCGAAUCAGGAACCCAUUUGACCGGCAAGUACUGGUUCGAGAACGUGCGUAAGCCAGUUCGUUUCUUUGAAACUGCAGCAAGAAUGCUAGAAGACGGCUGCAAUUUUCUAGUCGAAAUCGGACCACACCCUGUCUUGAUCUCUGGAACCCGUGAAAUUGCCGAAUCUACCAGGUGGCCGGUUCAUAUCCUUCCAGCUAUGGUUCGGGGCAGUGAAACCGAGCCCGUCUCAUGUCUCAUUGGAGCCGCAUAUACUAUCGGUGCGGGUGCGGAUCUUCAGUUGUUCAAUGGUGGGGAGGGCGUUUCAUAG